Messenger RNA from Diaporthe batatas, 4122 nucleotides. RefSeq lists its product as uncharacterized. NCBI's taxonomy places the organism in Eukaryota, Fungi, Ascomycota, Sordariomycetes, Diaporthales, Diaporthaceae. The record is from RefSeq and is a predicted model, not a curated record. Gene Ontology annotation, cellular component: membrane. Gene Ontology annotation, biological process: calcium ion transmembrane transport; intracellular calcium ion homeostasis. Bases 774 to 3746 code for a protein of 990 amino acids. The transcript has 4 exons. Gene Ontology annotation, molecular function: calcium ion binding; calcium channel activity.
ACCUGCCCUCCUUCCGCCUCACAACUCACAACAGCAGCUUGCACCAGCAGCUUGCACCAGCAGCCCAGAUCCAAAUACGCCUCCCUUCCCUCGCAGCCCUUCCUUUUGGACUGCAUCGUUCGUUUCACCUGUUCUUCUGGCCGCAGCUCGUGCGUGCAUCCCUCCAGCGCAUCAAUUGAGUUUGUUUGAUUGACUCGAACAGAGUCGCUGCUGGCCUGCACCGGAGCCGAGUCGCCCGCUUCGUCCUUCCCAACUCUUGUCACUUGCCCCCCUCGUUCAACUCGUCCGUGGCUGCUUCCCCAUUACUUCUUUCCCCACGGCGUGACCGUACCUUUGAGACCCGAUAAUACCACCUGCCAUCGUCAGCAGCCCCAUAUCUUUUCUUCUUUGUCCGUGCUGGUAGAGCCCGCGCCCUCGCAUCCCCCGCCACGCCGAUCUAGACGCUGUCAAGCUGUCUCCAUUCUGCAUCGCCACCACCAGAGAUACGUACGGAGUACGUGGGUGUCGAGAUCCACAUCUUUUAUUCCUCCCCUAGGCUUGCGCCCCGGAUUGUCACGCCGAGACCCUCAGGCUCCACAUUCUUGGCUUUGCUCUGGUCCCACGGGGUCUUGCAACUCGAUUGUCUAAGACAACUUCCUAAAAUCUCCUUGCUCGUCACUCCCAUACUUCAGUCCGUUCCCUCCCAAACUCGCGUCCACCCAACAUCAUCAUAAUCCCAGGCCCCCCAAUCGCACGGGAGGAAAGAACGGGGUCCCCCGCCUGGUUCCUACUAAAUGCCUCCCCUUUCCCCCCGAUCUCCAACCAAGAUGGGUUUCAUGCCCCUCAGCGGCCGCAACGACCCCUCAGACUCCAUGGGCGAGGGCGAUAUCCCCCUGAGACCUGUUCAGACGGCAGGUUCCACUGGCGCUAGGAGGCAGAACCAAACACUAGACGACAUGGAACUCGAGCAGACUUCCUCGGCCGAGGAGAAGAAAACCGGCCUGUUCCACCGCAAGUCCAAGAACGAGGGCCCAGGACCUGCCGGCAGGAGGAAGAAUGUCAAGGCUCUUGGAGACACCGGCAGGAAGGGCACCUACGGCGAGGAGGGCGGCCUGAACGCCAUGGGUCGCAUCUACAACAAGAUCGUCGGAUUCUCCGUCAUCACACGAUACCUCGUCUAUAUCGCACCUGUUGCCCUCUUUCUAGCUGUGCCACUUAUCGUUAUUCCAAUUACCGGCCACUACGACGACACCCGCGUCGGCGGCUCUCGGCAAGACAAUGCACCCCGGCUCUUCGACCUGUUCUUGUGGAUCGAGAUAUCCUGGCUUACGCUCUGGGGUGGCAAGAUCGUUGCACACUUCCUCCCUCCUAUCUUCAUGUUCUUUUGUGGGGUCGUCUCUUCGGGCACGCGAAAAUAUGCUACUGUUCUCAAGAACUUGGAGAUUCCGUUCUCCCUUCUUCUUUGGGCACUGGCUUCCUGGCUCGUGUUUAGAUUCAAGUUCCAGAUCAACAAUGGUGACGACCUUCAGUGGGUCUACGUCAUGGCACGGAUCCUGGGCUCGCUUUUUGUGUCGUCCUGCGUUCUGCUCGGCGAGAAGGCCAUCAUACAGCUUAUAAGCAUUACAUACCACCAGCGCUCAUUCGCCAACAGGAUCAAGGACUCGAAACGCGAGGUCUUCCUGCUCGGCCUCAUGUAUGACGCUUCCAGGACGCUCUUUCCCAUGUGGUGCCAGGAAUUCGCCGAAGAGGACUAUAUUAUCAACGAUAGUAUCGAGAUGAUGAUCUCGGGUGGCAAAAAGCGCCGAGCUCGUGGCCACAAGAAGUCCGGAUCCGUCACGCCCAUGCAUUUCAUUGGUGGGGCCGCUGGAGGAAUCGGGCGGGUAGGCGACAAGAUAACAUCUGUCUUUGGAAAUCUCGCCUCAGAGAUCACCGGCAAGCAGGUCUUCAACCCUAAUUCCGCCCAUUCAAUCGUUGUCGAGGCGCUGGAGAAGGUCCCAACCUCUGAAGCUCUGGCUCGUCGUAUUUGGAUGUCCUUUGUGGUAGAGGGCAACGAUUCUCUCUAUGCAGAAGACAUCGUUGAGGUCCUUGGACCAGGGCAUAAGGAAGACGCCGAGGAGUGUUUUGAGGCCGUUGACGCGGAUAUGAAUGGCGACAUCAGCCUCGAUGAGAUGGUGCGCAAAGUUGUUGAGAUUGGGAAGGAGAGGAAGGCGAUAUCCAACAGCAUGAAGGACAUUGGUCAGGCUCUUCGCGUACUCGACUCGGUCCUGCUGUUUGUUGUGAUCCUGAUCGUCGUAUUUAUCUUCUUAUCCUUUUUUAACAGCUCAUUUGUCACCACACUAGCUAGCGCAGGCACAGCCCUCCUCUCGCUUUCAUUUGCCUUCUCCGUCACAUGUCAGGAAUUCCUGGGUUCUUGCAUCUUUCUCUUUAUUAAGCAUCCUUACGAUGUGGGCGAUAGGAUUGAUGUCAGCGGCGAGCAAAUGGUUGUUGAGAAAAUCUCAUUACUCUACACAGUGCUCACUCGCAUCGAUAAGAUGCAGGUUGUACAGAUUCCGAACAUCGUUCUGAACAAUCUCUGGAUAGAAAAUGUGACGCGCAGCAAAGCCAUGAAGGAAGUCAUCGAAGUCAACAUCUCUUUCGACACAUCCUUCGAGGAUGUUGAACUUCUCCGCACGGAGAUGGAGAAAUUCGUGCGGCACGCCGACAACUCGCGAGAUUUCCAGCCAGACCUGGCUAUUGGCGUGGGCAGCGUGGGAGACUGCGACAAGCUCACGCUCAAGCUUGCUAUCAAGCAUAAAUCCAACUGGCACAACGACGCGGUCCGCGCAACUAGGAGAUCAAAGUUUAUCUGUGCCCUCGCCCUCGCCCUCAAAAAGGUCCCCAUCUACGGCCCAGGUGGAGGUGGUGAGGUGCUGGGUGGGCCGAACAACCCAACCUACUCGGUUGCCGUUGGCGACGAUUUUGCUGUCAAAGCUCGUACCAAGGCCGAGGAAGCUGCUGAUGCCCUGCGUAUGAUGCCGCUUAAGCCCAAGCGGGGCGCCUCGAAGAUUCAGCACAUGACUGAGAAGCAGGCGGCUGCAGAGCUGAACACGCGUCCGCCGCUCGAGGGCCUCGACUCCAACUACGCAUCCAAUCGUGACGUGGUGGAUGAGCGUACCGAGUCGGCAACGCUGAACUCUAGAGACGCUUCGGCGGAGCGAAAUCGGUCCGACAACCUCGAACAGAUACGUCAAGAUUUAGUCAAGCGGGAGAACACGCGCGGGCGAAGGAAGGCGGGCGAAGGCGUCCCUGGUGUGCCGCUUAGCUCGAUGAGCCCCGGCUUGACAGUAACACAGUACGACAACGACGGCAACGUCAUAGUGGGCGGGCAUCGCCAGAUGUCGUAUGACGUCGUGCCGGGUCAGGGGGGCAUGGGCAGCCCCUAUGGAGGGGUUGGAGUGGCUAGCUCGCCUGGCUACGGCGCUGUCCCCAAUGUGUCGCCGGGUAUAGCUGCCGCAGCGGCUCAGAGUUAUUCACUCUACCCUACGAUCACUUAUUCACCGUCCGGGCCGGGACAGGAUCCUGACGAGCAAAUGACGCUGCCAGGACAGGCCAUGACCACUCAGGCAGGACCAUCAAUUCCGGAGGGACGGGUCCUUGCCUCCCCGCCGACACAUGGCGCCCGCCAGCGGGGUGCUAGCGUUUCCCAGGCUCUCGAGGAUAGGGAGAGAGAGGAGCAGGCGCGAAGGCAGCAAGGUCAGGGUGGCCAGGGACGGCAGUACACGAAAUAAGGGACAGUUGCGGAGAUCGAUUGCAUAGCCAUGGGCCUCAAAGUUUUAAUGAUGGGAUGACUCCACGGGUUGAAAGAGAUAAAGGGCCAAUGGCAAGGCGGACCAUUCGGAAGGGGAGGCUGUAGGGUAGGAGACAGGUAAGGGCGAUUGUGAUGCCGAUGGGGAUUUGUACAGCAGCUAGGGGUAAUGGACACGGGCGAUUUGUGAAAAGAAAACUGCAUUUGCACAAGAUGUAGACAGUCUGGAUGGGCUGGUCCACGGGUUGGAGGACCUCAACAGAGAGCGAACAGGCUACUUCGCCGUUUCAUACAACGAAAAUGAGUUGUUGAUUCAGCUUAGAACAAGGGUAUAUAUAAUACAAGCAAGAUACUACAGA